AUGAGUGAAAAUAUACAAAAUUCUAAUGAUGAUUUGUCUAGUAAUUUAUGUUCUACUUCAACUUUUGAAGAUUCUUUAAAUCGUAUAAAAUUAUUGGAGGUGGAAAAAGACAAAACAAAUUUGGCUUUUCAAUUAAUUUUGGCUAAACUUGAUUUGUUAACUAACUCAACAAAACAAAAUUCCUCUACAGACUACCCAACAAUGGAAAAUCAAACAUUAAUUAAACAAUUACAAAAUUAUUUGCAAAAAGAAGUUGAACAACAAAAAGAAAAAAUUAAAAGUUUGGAAUUGGAUAAAUUUAAAAAAGAAGAGGAAAUUAAAAUUUUGAAGGAAAAUUUGGAAGAAAAUAAAAAUGUUUAUGAAAAUAAAUUGUUAAAAUUGGAAGAAGAACGUGUUUUGGCUUUGGAUGAAUUUUUAAAAAUUAAAGAAGAAUUUGAAAAAUUAAAAAAUGAGAAGGAAAAAAUUUCUAAAGAAAAAAUUGGAUUUUUAAUAACUGAAAGAUUGGAAAAGAAUAAUUUAACACUUUUAUCUGAAGAAGAUUACAAAAAAUUAACCAGCACAUUGAAGACAUGUGAAGAAAUUAUUUCUCAACUUCAACGGGAAAUUUCAGAAAAUAAGAAGAAUUAUGAACAAGAAAUUAAGGUAAAUUUUUUUUGUAAGACAAUUGCUGAUAUAAAAUUUAAAAAUUGA
Molecule: messenger RNA, 690 nt
Organism: Meloidogyne enterolobii
Lineage: Eukaryota; Metazoa; Nematoda; Chromadorea; Rhabditida; Meloidogynidae
Source: the annotation of a GenBank genome assembly